Molecule: messenger RNA, 867 nt
Organism: Acipenser ruthenus (sterlet)
Lineage: Eukaryota; Metazoa; Chordata; Actinopteri; Acipenseriformes; Acipenseridae
Product: N-alpha-acetyltransferase 38, NatC auxiliary subunit-like
Exons: 3
Coding region: 61-387 (108 amino acids)
Cellular component (GO): NatC complex
Molecular function (GO): RNA binding
Source: RefSeq, a predicted model, not a curated record
CGUGCAUCUAGUAAAAUCUCGCGAGAGUUGCUGCAGCUCUUGCAAGGGAGGAACAACCCGAUGGCUGCCGUGCAAGAGGGGGACGGAGCUCCCAUUAACACGGGGAAGGACGGAGAGUUCUGCUCCCAGGAGACGCUGAAGCUGGAGGAUCUGCUGAACAAGAACAUGCGGAUCCGCAUGACUGACGGACGCACGCUGGUCGGGCUGUUCCUCUGCAGCGACCGCGACUGCAACGUCAUCCUGGGAUCCGCGCAGGAGUUCCUGAAACCCACAGAUUCCUUCUCUCAAGGGGAGCCCCGGAUUUUAGGGCUGGCUAUGAUUCCGGGGCAUCACGUCGUCUCCAUCGAAGUGGAAUCGGACAGCCUCCUCUCCUCCCAGUACCUCUGAUCCCCUCGGACCCGGAACCGGGCUCACCAGACCGCCAGGCUUUGAAAGUUCAGCUGCUUUGAGUUAAGGUGGACAGAGUCAGACUGGACCCUACAGAGUAGCCGGUCCUCAAAUCAGGACCGUGGCACUUAACGGGUUAAUUACAGUGACGCUUUUUAUAAACACGAUGGCCACAGUACUUACCCGUCCAUUUGAAGCAUCCAGUCAGACCAGCAUACGUGUUUAAAUUUAAAAGCAACUGUUCUGCAGCGAACCCAAAACAGCUCCAUAAAACGCCUCUGCCACAAAGAUCCAGGAAUUACCCAAGUCUAGCAAUGUGCGGUUUUGAAAGAAACCCCCUAAAAAAACAUGCGACUUUGUGCUGGAGGCGCCUGUGCAUUACGCAUUAAGUUCAUAUAGGUGUGUGUAAGAAAUGUGUUCUCUUGGUAAUAAAAUGAAAGUUUGGGGGCUCCCCCCCCCCCCCCCAAAAACAGUCUCUUU